Molecule: messenger RNA, 2387 nt
Organism: Pelobates fuscus (common spadefoot toad)
Lineage: Eukaryota; Metazoa; Chordata; Amphibia; Anura; Pelobatidae
Gene: ACSS1
Product: acyl-CoA synthetase short chain family member 1
Exons: 14
Coding region: 219-2333 (704 amino acids)
Cellular component (GO): mitochondrion
Molecular function (GO): acetyl-CoA synthetase activity; AMP binding
Source: RefSeq, a predicted model, not a curated record
CUGGAUAUGAAAUGAGGAGGAGCUGCAGGCUAAUGAAAUUCUAGUAGUACAGACGCAGCAGAUGGCUUUUUGCAGUGGUGGUUAUCAUCAUCAACACUGAAGCAACUCCAAGUAUAAUUCUGGACUCUGCUGCAACUUUUUAAUCCCUUAAUUCCUGAGCAAUGAUACAGGGUAAAACUUUUGGACCACAAUAUAAAUAAUCCUGAUAAACUACAGCUAUGGCAGCAACAUUUACUAACAGAAUCAUCUUGACCCAGUUCCUCGGGAAACACCAUGUUCCUGCAAGAAUUUGCCCCUGGAGAAGAGUUGGAGCUAGAUACUGUGUCUCCUUCCAACAGCAGAAGGUCCAGCCAUCCCACCAACAGACUGUUACCCCCCAAUGGGAUGUCCACUCUUACAUGCCAGAAUCAGUGGCCCUACCAAGUGUUCAGUCCUAUCAGGAUCUCCUGCAGCUGUCAGUGGAAGACUCAGAGAAUUUUUGGGGUGUGCUUGCCAGGGAAAGGCUGACAUGGGUGAGACCCUACCAGACCGUUAAGGAUUGUGACUUCACCCAAGGCAGGGUGAGAUGGUUCCUUGGUGGCCAACUCAACGUGUCUGUGAAUUGCCUAGACAAGCAUGUCCAUCAAUGCCCAGAAAGAGUUGCAUUAAUCUGGGAGAAGGAUGAACCUGGUACCCAUGUUAACAUCACAUACAGAGAGCUCCUAGAUAUGACAUGCCGGAUUGGUAACACACUGCGCAAAUUUGGAGUGCAGAAAGGAGACAGAGUGGCCAUUUAUAUGCCCGUGUCGCCGCUAGCCGUGGCUGCGAUGCUGGCGUGCGCCAGAAUCGGUGCUGUGCACACUGUGGUGUUUGCUGGAUUCAGCGCCGAAUCUUUGGCAGGAAGAAUCAAUGACGCCAGCUGCAAAGCAGUGAUCACAUUCAAUCAGGGAGUAAGAGGUGGACGCCUAAUAGAGCUGAAAAAGACUGUGGAUGAAGCUGUCAAAAGUUGCCCUUCCAUCAAGCAUGUAUUUGUAGCACAGAGGACCGACAACAAAGUCCACAUGGGUAAUCUUGACAUACCUCUUGAAGAAGAGAUGGCCAGGGCAGAUUCUGUCUGUACUCCGGAAACGAUGAACAGUGAAGACAUGCUUUUUAUGCUGUACACCUCGGGCAGCACCGGGAAGCCUAAAGGCAUUGUACAUACCCAGGCAGGAUACCUACUGUAUGCUGCAUUAACACACAAGUAUGUGUUUGACUAUAAACAAGGAGAUGUAUUUAGCUGUGUGGCAGACAUUGGCUGGAUAACUGGACACAGCUAUGUGGUGUACGGCCCUCUAUUUAACGGAGCAACCACUGUACUGUUUGAGAGCACGCCAAUAUAUCCCAACCCCGGUAGAUAUUGGGAAACUGUCGAGCGGUUGAAGAUUAAUCAGUUUUAUGGCGCUCCGACUGCAAUUCGCCUGCUGCUUAAAUAUGGAGAUGAAUGGGUGAAGAAAUAUGAUAGAUCUUCCUUAAACAUGCUAGGAUCUGUUGGUGAACCAAUCAACCAUGAAGCCUGGGAGUGGUUUUACAACGUGGUGGGGGAGAAGAGAUGUACUCUUGUGGACACUUGGUGGCAAACAGAAACUGGUGGGAUCUGUAUCUCUCCCCGUCCAUCCGAAAAAGAUGCAGAGGUCAUCCCAGCCAUGGCCAUGAGACCUUUCUUUGGAAUUCAACCCAUUCUUCUGGAUGAGAAUGGCAAGGUUAUUCACGGUGGAGAUGUUUCGGGAGCCCUGUGUAUCGCACAGCCAUGGCCUGGCAUGGCAAGAACAAUAUAUGGAGAUCACCAAAGAUUUUAUGAUGCUUACUUCAAAGCUUAUCCAGGCUUUUAUUUCACUGGGGACGGAGCUCACAGGUCGAGUGAAGGCUAUUACCAGAUAACGGGUCGAAUGGACGACGUCAUAAAUAUUAGCGGGCACCGCUUGGGCACGGCAGAAAUUGAAGAUGCUAUGGAUGAGCACCCCAAUGUCCCAGAAACUGCUGUCAUAGGGUUUCCACAUGACCUCAAAGGAGAAGCCGCGUUUGCUUUUGUUGUGUUGAAAGACAACCUGGAUAGUCCUGAACAAGCAAUCAAAGAAGAGCUCAAAACUAUAGUAGCGACAAAAAUUGCAAAGUAUGCUAUUCCUGAUCACAUCCUGAUUGUGAAACGUCUUCCUAAAACACGUUCCGGGAAAAUCAUGCGGCGAGUGCUGAGAAAGAUUGCCACUGAUCAAACGGAUGACCUGGGUGAUAUAACCACACUGGAGGAUCCAAAUAUUGUUACAGAAAUACUGGAGGCACACCAGAAAUACAAGACAGAGCAACUUAGCAAAUAACAAACUGUAGCCUUCUAUUUGUAUAUAUAUUAAAAAAAGAAUGGAUUAGGUAGG